Protopolystoma xenopodis is the source of this 1068-nucleotide messenger RNA. NCBI's taxonomy places the organism in Eukaryota, Metazoa, Platyhelminthes, Monogenea, Polystomatidea, Polystomatidae. The record is from the annotation of a GenBank genome assembly.
AUGGCUUUAACUUUUCAGCGAAUCCACAUUUCCAAAGCAAUAAUCGAAACUCUGGAACGCGACGAACCACCUCCUGUCCCACCUGCGCUUCCAGUUGCAUCAUCCAUUGGGAUGCCCAUAAGUAACAUUUCGUCAUCGCCCCCUCAAUCGCGUCAGCAACGCCGGCCAACCGCAGCACCAACUACACUGAAACCUGCUGUGACGGAAUCAGAUCUGAUAUCAGGUGAAGUGACAGAUUCUUCAACUUCUGAGCUUCGCAAGCGUCGUCAAUAUUAUCAACCACCGUCCCCCUCGCUCUCACCACUCAGAGCAAUCUCAUCAUUGGCUCCAGCACUGUCGAAUUUUCCAGCUUCGCUCACACCGGCUUUACAUUCGCCAGGACAAGAAGUUGAUCAGACAAAUUUAUUUCGGCAUCGGAGCCGGGAGUGUAUCAGAGAGAGAGAUGAUUUUGAUGGAUAUGUUGAGGAAAGUCGAGACCAUCAAAACCGCUGGCGACGGCGACAACACCGCUCUCGUCGGUCGCAUAGUCGGAGCUUCGAGAGUAAAGGUGAUUUGGAGGAAAACGCGGAUAAUGCUGAAGAUGGGAAUGUAGGCUCCAGAAGGCAUAAACUUUUAGAAGCAGGUUUAAUAGGGGACGAAGAGACACAAAAUGAGAACAGAAGCACGCCAUCGAAAAGACGUCGGCUGCACCACGAGUGUCGAAAUUCGGAAGAGCGCCGAGAACGCCGACGACGCUGGGAGCGACGAGAAAUGGAGUCGCCAGCGCCGCAACCUAGUGUAGACCUUCUAGCACGGAACGAACGACAGGUGGCAACAAGUCGAUUGGUGCCAGCAGAAACAGUAAUCACGAGGGAUAGAGAAGAUGAGGCGCUUUCAGAUCCAGGAACACCCACCCGAGAUGAGCAGCCAUUUUCACUACAACCAGAACACCACGGGGCUACGGGUCUCGAUCCGAAGGAAGAAGGGACAAGAAAGGUGGAACUUACAUUAUCAGAACAAUCCCAAGACGACCGUAAGUUGGGGGGGAGCACUUCGCUCAGUUCUGAUUGUUUUUUUUGUAAUUCAUAG